Poecile atricapillus (Black-capped chickadee) is the source of this 1274-nucleotide messenger RNA. It is a transcript of the gene B3GAT3, whose product is annotated as beta-1,3-glucuronyltransferase 3. The record is from RefSeq and is a predicted model, not a curated record. Gene Ontology annotation, molecular function: galactosylgalactosylxylosylprotein 3-beta-glucuronosyltransferase activity. NCBI's taxonomy places the organism in Eukaryota, Metazoa, Chordata, Aves, Passeriformes, Paridae. Bases 215 to 1138 code for a protein of 307 amino acids. Gene Ontology annotation, cellular component: Golgi membrane. The transcript has 5 exons. Gene Ontology annotation, biological process: chondroitin sulfate proteoglycan biosynthetic process; carbohydrate metabolic process.
GACCCCCCGACCCCUCCCCAGGGACCCCCGGCAGGGUCAGAAACCCCCCCCGGACACCCCCCCGAGCCCGGGCCGGCACCAGCGCCACGUCCGCACUGGGAGUGAACUGGGAUUGGGGGAGGGGGGGGAACCGGGAGGAGCCGCUGAAGACCCCCGGGGGGGGAGGAUGUGAGACCGGGAGCCCCUGAGAGACCCCCGGGACCCCUCCCCCGCCAUGCGGCUGCGGCUCAGGAACAUUUUCCUGGUUUAUUUCGUGGUGUCGCUCGUGGGGCUCUUCUGCGCCCUCCGGGAGCUCGGCCGGCCCUGUCCCUGCCCCCCCCCCGAGCCCGAGCGGCGCCGGAGCCGCCCCGGGGGGGCCCAGGGGGGGGAGGGGGCGGCGCUGCCCCCCAUCUACGUGGUGACCCCGACCUACGCCAGGCCGGUGCAGAAGGCGGAGCUCGUUCGCCUCUCGCAGACGCUGCUCCACGUCCCCGCCCUGCACUGGGUGGUGGUCGAGGACGCCGCCGCCCCCUCGGCGCUGGUGGGGGGGGUCCUGGCGGCCUCGGGGGUCUCCUUCACCCACCUGAGCGCCGAGACCCCCCCCGAGCUGCGGGGGGGCCCCGGGGCCCCGUCCUGGCUGUUCCCGCGGGGAGCGGAGCAGCGGAACCGGGCGCUGCGCUGGCUGCGGGACACGCGGAGCAGCGACGAGCCCGGCGUCGUCUACUUCGCUGAUGAUGACAACACCUACAGCCUGCGGCUCUUCGAGGAGAUGCGCAGCACCCGCGGCGUGUCGGUGUGGCCGGUGGGGCUGGUGGGGGGUCUGCGCCUGGAGCGGCCGCUGGUUUCGGGGGGUCGCGUUGUGGGGUUCCACACGGGCUGGAGGCCGGAGCGUCCCUUCCCCCUGGACAUGGCCGGGUUCGCCGUGGGGCUGCGGCUGCUGCUCGCCCACCCCCGAGCCCGAUUCGACCCCCGCGCCGAGAGGGGAUUCCUGGAGAGCUCCUUCCUGGGGGGGCUGGUGACCCCCGCCCAGCUGGAGCCACGGGCAGAUAACUGCACCCAGGUGCUGGUGUGGCACACGCGCACCGAGAAGCCGAAGCUGCGCCAGGAGGAGCAGCUGCAGCGCCAGGGCCGGGGCUCCGACCCCGACAUUGAGGUUUAGGGGGGCCCCGGGACCCCCCCGGGACCCCCCGGGACCCCCCCGGCCUCCGGGACCACCCCCAGACCUUUAUUUAUCGCCAGACCCCCCCGUUUUUUGGGGGGACCCCUCCCCCGAUCCCCUCCCUGCAAUAAACGCU